AUGCCGCCGCGGUUAAGUACGCGCCUGGCUUCUCCGGCUAUCCGUCUUAUUCGCCUAUACUCCAGCGACGUUGCGCCCCUAGUUAGAGUCACGAAUCUACCCGCGCCGAACACGGGUCACGUUCGUAUUCUCGAGCUCAACCGUCCCGACGCCCGCAACGCCCUGUCCAAAGCUCUCGUGACCGCGCUACGGGCUGAGAUAGACAAGGUACGGGGGCAAUAUACGGGCGAUGGUCAGGAGCUACCGCCGCCACGGCGCUUUGGAGGGGCCGCUGGCGUAGACCAAAAGGGCCCGACGAGAGCGUUGAUUGUGGCCAGCGCUAUCGAUACGAGUUUCUGCGCAGGCGCCGACCUUAAGGAGAGACGCGGGUUCACACAGGAAGAAACAAAGCAAUUCCUGAAGGAUCUCCGGAACACUUUCACGGCCCUCGCGUGUGUCCCCAUACCAACCAUCUCCGCCGUUUCCUCCCUCGCCUUCGGCGGCGGCCUCGAGCUGGCGCUCUGCACCCACUUCCGAGUGCUCGCCUCGACGGCGAUGGUAGGGCUCCCCGAGACGAGGUUGGGCAUCAUCCCAGGCGCCGGCGGCACAUAUCGUCUGCGAUCGGUGAUCGGUCCUCAGCGCGCGCGAGACCUCAUAGUCACCGGACGGCGCGUCGCUGCCCAGGAGGCUUACUUCCUCGGACUCGCCGAUCGGCUGGUGGAAGUGCUACCGGAAGACGAGCGCGACGCCGUUGCGCAGGAGGAGACGGCAGAAAACAGGGAGGCGAAUGAAGACGGAUUGCCCACACGAGCGCGGAAGGCGGCGCUCUCGGAGGCGGUAAGGCUCGCCUUCGAGAUCUGUGAGGGUGCCCCGAUCGCAAUAAGGACCGCUCUGCAGGCGGUAGCCUGGGCCCGGUCGGAGAUUGAGGACUCCUUGUACGAGAAGGUGGUGACGACGGAAGAUCGGAACGAAGGACUCAUUGCCUUUCAUGAGAAGAGAAAGCCAGUCUUCAAGGGGCGGUAA
Molecule: messenger RNA, 1002 nt
Organism: Durotheca rogersii
Lineage: Eukaryota; Fungi; Ascomycota; Sordariomycetes; Xylariales; Xylariaceae
Product: ClpP/crotonase
Exons: 2
Coding region: 1-1002 (333 amino acids)
Biological process (GO): fatty acid beta-oxidation
Cellular component (GO): mitochondrion
Molecular function (GO): enoyl-CoA hydratase activity
Source: RefSeq, a predicted model, not a curated record